UUUUCAUUUGUUAAAGAAGAAGAAAUCCAAAAUCGAAGACCAAAAAAGAAAAAAAAAAAGGUUGCCCCAAGCAAUCAGCAGCAUUUUCAGUUCUGCAAUUGAAUGAGGUUAAUAACCGGCAUAACUGAACCAAUCUCCAGCGUCGGAUCCACAUAAGAACCCAACGGAUCCAACGCCAAUAAGCAAGAGAAACUGAAGUGUGAGGGAUCCGAAUUUGAACGACUAAGAUCCAAUGACGGAUCCGAUUCUGGAUCUACAAGAAUCGGGUUGGGAGGAACUGAGGAGAGAAGCUCGAAAGACCGAAGGCGAUCUCGAUGUCAAACUCUCUUCUUAUGCUAAGCUCGGUGCAAGGUUUACCCAAGGAGAUAAUGGGUCGCCAACGGUUGGGUCAAGCAGGUCAUGGAAGUCUAUGGAAAUGGAAAUUCAAUCAUUGCUUGAAAAACUGCUGGACACAAAUGAUGCCAUGAGUAGAUGUGCUGCGUCUGCUGCACCCACUACUUCGGUAACCCAGAAGCUUGCAAGGCAUAGAGACAUACUACAUGAGUUUACUCAGGAAUUUAGAAGAAUCAAGGGAAACAUAAAUUCAAUGAGGGAACACGCAGAGCUUCUGAGUUCUGUCAGGGAUGAUAUCAGUGAGUAUAAGGCAUCUGGGAGUGUGUCACCAAGAAUGCAAUUACUUAGAGAGCGAGCUGCCAUCCAUGGAAGUAUAGCUCAUAUUGAUGAUGUGAUUAAUCAAGCUCAAACGACAAGGGCAGUGUUGGGCUCUCAAAGAGCACUGUUUGGAGAUGUUCAAGGGAAAGUAAAAGUUCUAAGUGACAAGUUCCCUGUUAUCCGUGGCUUGCUUGGUUCCAUCAGGAGGAGGCGUUCAAGAGACACUCUUAUUCUGUCAGCAGUAAUUGCUGCUUGUACGAUGUUCCUUAUUAUCUAUUGGCUCUCAAAAUAACUAGAGAUGUGAUUUACAUAGGGAAAUGUUGAAAGCAGUUGUGCUUUGCGACAAAAUUCACGUGAAGUUAUUUAGGUGAUAUUUGUAAAUUUAUUUUUUAGAAAAUAAAUAAAAAUUUUAAAUCAAUAGAUUAAU
Messenger RNA from Durio zibethinus, 1078 nucleotides. The record is from RefSeq and is a predicted model, not a curated record. Lineage: Eukaryota; Viridiplantae; Streptophyta; Magnoliopsida; Malvales; Malvaceae.